Molecule: messenger RNA, 6520 nt
Organism: Anopheles gambiae (African malaria mosquito)
Lineage: Eukaryota; Metazoa; Arthropoda; Insecta; Diptera; Culicidae
Product: MPN domain-containing protein CG4751
Exons: 6
Coding region: 561-5438 (1625 amino acids)
Biological process (GO): double-strand break repair
Cellular component (GO): BRCA1-A complex; BRISC complex
Molecular function (GO): polyubiquitin modification-dependent protein binding; metallopeptidase activity
Source: RefSeq, a predicted model, not a curated record
ACGCAGUCAACAGCAAUAGAAGCAGUACUGGGGGAAAAAAACUUACAACACAGGGAAGGCAAGCUUGCUCGAGUAAAUGCCGAAUUUUCCCUGCUAGCUGUGCCCGGAUCCGCGGAAAGUGCGGUUUUCCUCGUUCGCCAUCGAGCGCACUGCUCGUACGCGCAAAAGUGCGGAAAAACGGUUCACGCGAAGUGGUUGAAAAAGUGAGGCAAAAGUUUGCAAAAAAGCGCUUGUGAGGAACGCAUCCCUUGGUUGGGUGAAGAGGGAAGGAGGAGGCAUCACACAGUGUCGCCGCCGUCGCCGCCCUCCGACUGUGUGUACACGCGCGCGUAUGUGUGUGUUUGUGUGUUUGUGAGGAAGAAGCUGGUGCAAAGAAAGAAACAAAAGGGGAAUUCUUCUCGCAAGCGACAGGCGUCUCCCCGAAAAAAAAGUGCGGUUGUGUGUUAGCCAUUAGCUUUGGGGGGUCGCGGUGCGUGUGAGCAUUGCUUGAAGCAAGGCGCUGCCAACAGACGCAAAUUAGGAAAAGGAAGAAAACGCCGCCUGCCAGGGAGCAGCUAAUCAUGUCAACAAAAGCAAGCGAAGAGGAAUCGUCCUCCCAUCUGGACGAGAGCGACAUUCCGGACGAGUUUAACGAUGAUGAUGCUGACAAGUUGGGAUACUUUCCGGGCAAAACGAUCACGCUGCAGAUGCUGCUCGGUGCGAACGUGCUGCAGCCCGGCAAGGGUGCCAUGACGAUUGAGUAUUUGGGUCAAAAGUUUGUCGGCGAUCUGCUGGCGGACGGGAAAAUAAAGUCCCAGGAAACGGAAACCAUCUUCUGCUCGCCGAGCGCUUGGGCCAUCUACUGCAAGCGCAUCAUCAAUCCGGACAAAAAGUCGGGCUGCGGGUGGGCCUCGGUCAAGUACAAGGGCCGGAAGCUGGAUGCGUACAAGGCGGCGUACUACAAGAAGCAGCAGAAGGAACGCGACCAGAAGGAGGACCUGCCGGCUGAAGAUCCAGUAGAGGAGCUGGAGGAAGACAAAACGGCAAUGGAACCACCGCCGGCCCGGCGGAACAUCGUCUCACACAACACCAUCAGCAAUCGGAACAUCAUGCAUGACUCGAACACACUCAUCGAGGCGGUCCCGUUCACCGCGAUCGGCAAGAUGCAACCGUUCCUCGUGACCGUCAGCACCUCGACGCUGCUGGUGAUGGAUUUCCACUGCCAUCUGACCAACUACGAGGUGUGCGGGUAUCUCGGCGGCACGUGGGACAUCAAUGCGCACAACCUGUCGAUCACGCAUGCCUUCCCGUGCCGGAACACGCGGCACGAUCGCGACAAGGCGGCGCUCUGCGAGCUGCAGAUACAGAAGCUGAUGAUCAAGAAGAACAUCAAUCUGGUCGGGUGGUACCAUUCGCAUCCACGGUUCCCGGUGCAGCCCACGUUGCGCGACUGCGACGCACAGCUGGACUACCAGAUACGGAUGCGUGGUCCGACGGAAGCGUCCUACAUUCCCUGCAUUGGAUUCAUUUGCUCCCCGUACGAUGAUCAAAACAGUGCGCUGGAGUCGAACGUGAUGUCGUUCUGGGUGAUGCCGCCGCCGGAAAACCGGCCCGCCGAGUACGGCCGCCCGAUGCUGAUGUCGUACACGCUCGUGCAGGACGAAACGCUCUCCGAGGACGUGAAGGAGGAGAUGAUGCUAACCGUCGACUACUACAAACAGUUCAAGCGCGAGCUGAUCAACUUCCAGUCGCUCUACAUCAACGACGUGCCGUACAUCGAGAAGCUGCGGAAAUCGCUCACACCGCGCUUCCCGCGCGACUCCACCUCGGGCCACUUUUGGAACUGGAUCCGGGAGCUGCUCGGGCUCGAGCCGGAAGACAUCCCGGAGGUGGUGGUCAUACCGGAUCCACCACCACCACCACCAGUUGCGCUGUCCUCCGCAGACCACCAUCACCAUUCGGACGGCACGAAGCUGAACGACGAUGUGACGAUCGUUUCCACGACCCCUGCCUCCAACUGUCCGCCCCAGCCGGUGGUCGUGAAUUUGGUGCACAGUGCGGAGGAAAGCAGCAUCACGACGGAGGCGAAGAAUGAGGACGAUUUCGACGGUGCUUCCGAGAUGGGCGAUUCGGACGUGAUUUCGCUGAAGGACGACGACGGCAAACCGACCGGCCCGUCUAUUGCCGUGCCAAGCCUGCAGGCACAGUUGAAGCGUCCCUCGGGACUGAACAUGACGCCGUCGCCACUGUCCAGCUCGCUCGUGGUGCUGCCGACCAAUAGCCAGCCGGGUGGCAAUAAUGGUGGACCGGUGACGGCCCCUCAAACGACCGCUACCAACCUCACGAUAAAUAGUGGCGCUGGCACUGGCACUGGUGGUGGUGGUGGUGCGGGGAUGGCAAACAAUCACCAUCUUCACGCAAUGUCACAGCAGCAGCAGCAGGCGUCGGCCGGCGGACAGCAGCAGCACCAGCCGGGUCAGAUGAUGCCGCUCGGCGCGAACUCGCUCACAACCACCAACACAUCGUCGCCGCGGGACAGUCCCAUCACGAUACCGUCGAACUCGGCCAGCCCGGCCAAGUUCGAGAUGCCCGUCCGGGCCAGUCCGUCCCCGGCCAAGUCGGACACGUCGUCGUGCCGUAGCCGGGCGCGCAAUUCGCCCGCCCCCAGCCCGGGCAAGCUGUCGAUCGGUGACAUUCUGGGCAGUGCGGCCGGUGGCGCCGGCGGUGGCAAUCGGGGCAGUCCCACCCUAAGCUCGCUGAUUGGCCCGUCGGCUGGUGGCGGUGGUGGAGCGGGUGGAGCAGGUAGCGCUGGUGCCGGUAGCAACAUUCACGAUCUGUAUGCGGCGACCUUCGCGUCGCUCGGCAGUACGCUGCCCUCGAACCUGCUGUCCCAGGACUAUGCCGCCCUGUUCGGGCAGGGCGCGGGCGGCCAGCAGGGUGGCAAGCGGGGCGACGAGUAUGGCCUGUCCGCGCUGACCGCGCUGGCGCAGGUGGCGGCCGCCUCCGGCCUCUCCAACUCGCAGAUCAACGAAACGCUGCUGCACAGCCUCAACCGUAGCAUAUCGUCCAAGGCGGCCGCCAGUGGAUCGAGCGUGGCGACGUCGGCCGCCUCCACCAUCACCUCCAACAGUGGCUCGUCCGGCGGUGCCAACGCCGCCUCGUCGUCGGCCGGCGGGCUGCCCCCGAUACCGAACAUGAAGGAGUUCAUGCAGCAGCUGGAGAAGGGCAACCUGAGCCUCUUCAUGCAGUCGCAGUACGGCAAUCCGCUGGCCGGUAUGGCGGGCCUCACGUCCGCCAGUCCGGGCACUUCCGGCGCGGCAGCGGGUGGGGCGGGCGGUGGAAGCCCCAGCACGGGCAAAUCGGGCCGGUCGGGCAAAUCGCGCUCGAAGGCGAGCCAGCUGCAGCAGCAGCAGCAGGCGGCGGCGGCCGCAGCCGUCGCUGCCCAGCAGCAGCUGCAGCAGGCACAGCAAGCGCUCCUGCAGCACCAGUCGAUGAUGGAGUAUGCCGACUUUUCGUCCAAGUUCGAUCAGGGCAAGCUGGCCGAUCUGAUGAAAUCGCCCGAGUACUCGCAGAUGCUGCUGCAGCAAGCGCAAGCGCUCGGCAAUUUGGGCAGCGAAAUUUCCAUCAUCAAGAAACCGUCGUCUGGGAAGGGCGGUGGCAGCGCGAAGGACCACUCCGGCGGCCAGAUGGGCUCGAUGGGUGGCGGUGGUGGAGGAGGAGGAGGAGGAGGCGCAGGAGGAGGAGCAAACACGCCCAACUCGUCCCUCUCGACGGCAACGGCAUCGGCCGCCAAGAAGGAGGCCGCAGCGGCGAGCGAACUCAUCACGAAGCUGCGCACCGUGUUUUCGACCGACGCGUACCUGCCGCCCGUCCCGACGACGGCCGACAUUAAUCUGCUGGUGGAGCAGUCGCAAAAGUAUCCGGUGGUGCAGCAGAUCCUCAACUCGGGCAACGUGGACGACAUCCAGGUGCUGCUCAAGGCGCAAUCGCUCUCGAACAACCAGCUCGACUUUGCCGCCUUUCUCAACCACACCAGCGGUGGUGGUUCCGGCGGCGGCGGCACGAAUGGCAACAGUGCGCUCAAUCUCGGCAUGCUGGCGGGUGGUGGUGGUGGUGGUGAUGGACAAUCUCCGUCGGGUAAAUCAUCCUCUUCCGGCUCGAAGGGCGGCGGCGGGAUGAAGGACAGUGAUAUGGCGGCGGCAAUGAAUCCUUACCUGGGCGUACCGAACCUGUCCGCCCUGUUCGAACCGAUCCAACGUAUGGGUGGUUCUGGAGGGGGAGGUAAGUCGGGCGGCAAGGGCGACAAAGCUUCGAAAGCGGCGGCUGCAGCAGCAGCAGCGGCGGCGGCGGCCGCAGUGAGCAGCGGUUCCAUCACCAAUCCGGCCGACAUGCUGAACAGUUUGUUCACGUCGGCGGUCGGUGCUGGCGGAGCACCGCCGAGUGCGGCCGACAUGAACGCGCUGCUGUACAGUCAGGCCGUGGCAGCAGCGGCAGCCGCCGGUGGCAAGGGUAUGCCCGACUUGAACCUUCUGUUCGGUGGUGCGGCAGGAAUGCCAAACGCGGCCACUGGCUCACCGGGCGGUGGUGCCAGCAGUUCCCCGCAAGGAGGGUCCGGUGGAUCGGGCGGCGGUGGUUCGAACAGUGGCGGCAAAGGAUCGUCAGCGGCAGCUGCGGCCGCAGCAGCCGCCGCCGCCGCCAACCUCGACUAUCUGUCCAUGUUCCCGAACUUCUCGGCGGCCGCGGCCGGCAAGAUGCCCGACAUGUCCGCCCUGUUCGCACAGGACAAGUACGAAAUACCGGACCCGCUGUCGAAGGCCACCCUCGAGGCGAACAACAUGUACUUGGCCCCGUCCGCCUCGCUGCUGAAGCUGCACCAGGAAGCGUUCAACUCGAUGCUGAUGAAGCCGCCGAAAUCGUCCUCCUCCUCGACCGCCUCGUCGACGGGCAAGCUGGAGGCGCAAACGCCGCCACCACCGCCGCCGCCGCAGGGCGCUGGCUCGGCCCCUUCGGCGACCGGGGCAUCGCUCGUACCGUCGCCCGGCGCACGCCUCACGCCGACCAAAUCGGCCAGCCGCGAAAGCCCCUCGCUCGGGGGGGCGGGUGGCGGUACGGGCGGCAGCUCCAAGUACAACUUUUCCGCCGUCGAUUUGGCCGUCUCGAGCGUCGUGCCGCUGGCCGCCAGCUCGCCGCUCGGGUCUGCCGCCGCCGAUCUGUCGCGGAAAGCUUCCUCGCAAACGCCACCGGUCGACAUGUCGCGCGCGUCGCCCGCCAUGCCGGGCACUGCUGCUGCCAGCAACACCGCCGGGUCGGGCACAACGUCACCGGGGGGCGGUAGCGGCAGUGGCGGCAUGAUACUGCCACCGUACAAGAAGCGGAUGGAGUUUGCGUCGAUUGCGGAUCUCGUGGCGGCACCGCCGGCCAAGAUACCGAAAAUGUCCACCGAAAAUUUGGACCCGUGAGGAGGAGAUGGUGUCGAGAGACCGGCGGGCACUAUUUAUUUUGGCCAAGCAUGAAAAGGGAAGAGCGAGAGAAAAAGAGAGACAGAGAGAAGAUAACGGUAGGCGAAUCGGGUAUGAUUUCUAUUUUAUUUUCUAAUUUUAACAAUUACUGCAGCGGGGUGGUAGAGGUGUGUGCCAGGAUUGCAGGAGGAGAAAAAUGGUGGGCAAAAGAGAAUAAUAUAUCAUUAGGGUGGGCAACACGCCAACAUUACUUAGCAGCUUUUUUAAGGUGGUCUUCAGCUUGUUUGGGGGAACUUGAUGGAAAGCGUUCGUUCGCGCCAUCUGCGCCUACUUAGGAGCGUGUGACGAGUAAGGAAUAGUAACUCUCUUUCGCUCGCUCUCUCUCUCCAUCCUCCAAAAUCAUCUCAUCGAGCAAUUAAAGCCCUCCCACAACGAGCAUUGAAUCUCAUAUAAGUAGGCCGCAAUGAAUAGCACACAGUAACAAACAGAAAACAACUAGAAACCCCACGAUUCUGUUGAUUGUGGUGGGAUGAUUUGAAUCAUAUAUAAGCAACAGUAUAUAUAAACCCCUUAAACACACACACAUAAACCCCUAUAUAUAUUUUUUAGCUAUAUCAAGAUGAUACUAUGAUACUGAUAAGCAGUGUAUCGUGCUUAGGUGGCAGCAGCAGCUAGCAGGUUAGGAUAAGGCGAGAAGGAAAGCGCACUAAAUUAAAUAAGGCACUGUAGUAGAAGGCACAAUACUGGAACCUCCCUCCAAGGGACAACCCGCAAAACAUUACAAAAGCAUACACAAUACUAAUCUAGUAGGCGAAAGUGCGCAGCAAACGACCGUUGUGAAGGCCGAGGGGAGGAUAUUCGGUACGAGCAGCACAGCCCAUCUCAUUGUACACUGUUGCAAGGUGUAGUUUAGAGUUGCUCCAUAGAAAGAGUCCUCCUCUCGAGCAGCAAAUCAUCAAUCAUGUACCGGGGAGCGCGAGGAAGCCAACCACCCAUCCAACACUCUUCCGGGAGCGUAAAACAAGUAUUAGAAGAAUAACAAUAAAUACCUUAAUAGUAUUUUAUGUGUGUGAUCAUCGUAA